UACGCUUUGCCUGUACGAGCAUAAACAUCACAGUGUGUGGAGAGAGGUUACAAAACCAAAGCUGAGCUCCGAAGUCACGCAAACAGGCAGGACUUGAAAGUCCGUAACGUUGCGGCUAAUGGGGCUUGACGAGUUCUGCAGUCUGAAUAAUUCUGAUCCAUUCUGGGAUUGGAACCGAACAUGGUACACUGCAAGUCCAGACCUCACCCAGUGUUUCCAGAACACUGUACUGGUGUGGCUGCCAUGUCUCUACCUCUGGGUGUGUGCUCCCAUCUACCUCAUCUACCUCCGCAGCCAUAACCAGGGCUACAUAUGUAUGAGUCACCUCAACAAAGCCAAAACUGCUGUUGCUGUUCUUCUGUGGAUGAUCUGCUGGUCAGAUGUCUUUUAUUCUUUCUGGGAAAGAAAUCAUGGCAGCGUUGUUCCGGCACCCGUUCACCUAGUCAGCCCAACCUUACUGGGCCUUACCAUGUUGCUGGCCACCAUGAUAAUCCAGUAUGAACGGAUGAAAGGGGUUCAGUCGUCUGGUGUAAUGCUAAUCUACUGGCUGCUGGCACUGCUGUGUGCCACUGUCACCUUCAGGUCCAAGAUCCUCCAAGCCCUCAACCAGCUGGUGACAGUAAGUGUGUGGAGGUACACCACCUUCUAUAUCUACUAUGCUCUGCUGCUAGUCGCUCUGUUCCUGUCUUGCCUGACGGACCAGCUGCCCCUCUUUGCCCAGAAUGUUAAAGACUCGAACCCCUGUCCCGAGUAUGGAGCUUCUUUCCUCUCCAGAAUAACCUUCUGGUGGAUCUCCAGGAUGGUGAUAACAGGCUACAAGCGUCCCCUGGAGGAGAAGGACUUGUGGUCUCUGAACCCUGAAGACUGCUCCCAGAAAGUGGUACCACAGCUGGUGCAACGCUGGAAGUUACAGUGCCAGAAGGUCAAAAGCACAGAGCAGAAAACGUUGUACUCCCCCAGACCGGUCCCUCACAGAGAUGGCAAAGAGGCCCCGGGUGUGGAAGAGUCUGAAAUCUUGCUUGUAAAAACCCAGAAGAAAACAAAAGAGCCCUCGUUGUUCUGGGCACUGUGCCUGGCCUUCGGGCCCUACUUCCUCAUCUCUUGCCUUUAUAAGAUCAUCCAGGACAUCCUCAUGUUUGUUGGGCCUGAGAUCCUCAGGCUGCUGAUCCACUAUGUCAACGACUCCACCGCCCCCUCCUGGCGGGGCUUUUUCUACACAGCUCUGCUCUUCACAUGUACCUGUGUGCAGUCAUUAAUCCUCCAGAAGUACUUUCACAUUUGCUUCGUCUCAGGCAUGCGUUUGCGCACCGCCAUCAUUGGAGCUGUCUACAGGAAGGCCUUGGUUAUAACCAGUGCAGCGCGGCGAACCUCUACAGUGGGAGAGAUUGUCAACCUGAUGUCGGUAGACGCUCAGCGCUUUAUGGACCUAAUCACUUACAUCAACAUGAUAUGGUCUGCUCCUUUGCAGGUGGCACUGGCGCUCUACUUUCUCUGGCAGAACCUGGGUCCAUCUGUGCUGGCUGGAGUGGCUGUGAUGAUUCUGCUGGUCCCUGUUAAUGCUGUCAUUGCCAUGAAAACCAAAACCUACCAGGUGGCUCAGAUGAAGAGCAAGGACAAUCGCAUUAAGCUGAUGAAUGAGAUGCUGAAUGGCAUCAAAGUGCUGAAGCUUUACGCCUGGGAACUGGCCUUCAAAGACAAGGUGUCUGAAAUACGUGAGAGUGAGCUGCAGGUCCUGAAGAAGGCUGCCUACCUGGGUGCAGUGUCCACCUUCACCUGGGUCUGCGCACCCUUCUUGGUCGCCCUGUCCACUUUCAGUGUGUACGUGCUGAUCAAUGAACAUAAUGUGCUCGAUGCAGAGAAGGCCUUUGUGUCACUGGCACUUUUCAACAUCCUGCGUUUUCCACUCAACGUGCUGCCAAUGGUCAUUAGUAGUAUCGUGCAGGCUAGUGUGUCCUUGAAGCGGCUGAGAGUUUUUCUAUCACAUGAGGAGCUGCAGGAGGACAGUGUGGAGCGCAAAGCAGCAGUAGGCUCCCCACACAGCAUCUCCAUAGUGGAUGGAGUUUUCAGCUGGUCUAAAACUGAAUCACCGACACUCAAGAGGCUGAAUGUGUGUAUCCCAGAAGGCUCUCUGGUAGCUGUGGUGGGACACGUGGGCUCAGGAAAGUCCUCGCUUUUGUCCGCCCUGCUCGGAGAGAUGGAAAGACUAGAAGGAACUGUAGCUGUCAAGGGUUCAGUAGCCUAUGUCCCCCAGCAGGCCUGGAUCCAGAAUUCCACUCUGAAAGACAACAUAAUAUUUGGUCAGGAGAGGAGAGAAGCCUGGUAUCAGAGUGUGGUGGAGGCAUGCGCCCUGCAGCCUGACCUGGAGAUCCUUCCUGCUGGAGACAAGACCGAGAUCGGAGAAAAGGGAGUGAAUCUGUCUGGAGGUCAGAAGCAGAGGGUGAGCCUGGCCAGGGCUGUCUACUGUGACCGAGCUGUCUACCUGCUGGAUGACCCAUUGUCUGCCGUUGAUGCUCACGUAGGAAAACACAUCUUUGAUCAAGUCGUCGGCCCACAGGGACUGCUGAAGGACAAGACUCGUGUGCUGGUGACCCAUGGGCUGAGCUACCUACCCCAGACCCACCUGAUCCUGGUGAUGGUGGAGGGAGAAAUCACAGAGAUGGGCUCCUACCAGCAGCUCAUGGCCACAGAAGGAGCCUUUGCUGAGUUCGUGCGAACGUACGCUGCUGUCGAACACACUGGCCAUAAUGAAUCGGUGCCAAAGACUGAAACCAAAGGAACAGAAAAUGGCAGUGUGACUGCUCUCGCUGGCAACAGUCCAGAUGUCAGCAGUGAUCUGAAACUGGGCAAGGAGGACAAGGAAAUCAGCAAGGAUGCUAAGAACCCCGAGCUGGGCAAGCUAACAGAGGCCGACAAGGCCAGCACGGGACAGGUUAAGCUCUCUGUGUUCUGGGCCUAUUUUAAAGCCAUUGGAGUGCUUCUAUCCUGCAUCAGUUUGCUGCUGUUCCUUGCCCAUCACCUGCUCUCCCUGUUCUCCAACUACUGGUUGAGCCUGUGGACCGACGACCCUGUGGUUAAUGGCACUCAGCCUGACAGAAUGAGGAGGCUAGGGGUGUAUGGUGCUCUCGGCCUGACCCAGGGUGUGGCAGUCUUUGGUUUCUCCCUCUCCAUGUCCAUUGGGGGCAUCCUGGCAUCCCGCUACCUCCAUCAGUCCAUGUUGUAUGAUGUCCUGCGUUCACCUAUGUCCUUCUUUGAGCGAACCCCCAGCGGUAACUUGGUCAACCGCUUUUCCAAGGAAAUGGACACCAUUGACUCACUCAUCCCCAGCAUUUUUAAGAUGUUCCUGGGCUCUUUGUUCAGUGUAUUGGGGGCUUGUGUUAUCAUCCUGAUCGCCACACCCUUGGUUGCUAUCGUCAUUCCUUUUCUCGGUUUGCUCUACUUUUUUGUGCAGAGGUUUUAUGUGGCGUCCUCUCGCCAGCUGAAGCGUCUGGAGUCAGUUAGCCGUUCACCCAUUUAUACCCACUUCAAUGAAACACUGCUGGGCACCUCCGUCAUUCGAGCCUUUGGUGAACAGGAGCGUUUCAUCCAUGAGAGCGACCAGCGGGUAGACCAUAGCCAGAAGGCUUACUACCCCAGUAUAGUAGCUAACAGGUGGCUGGCAGUUCGCCUAGAGUUUGUUGGAAACUGCAUCGUGUCAUUUGCUGCUUUCUUUGCUGUCAUAGCCAGAGAGAGCCUCAGCCCAGGCAUAAUGGGCCUGUCCAUCUCCUAUGCUCUCCAGUUGACUGCUUCUCUGACCUGGCUGGUGAGGAUGUCCUCAGAUGUGGAGACCAACAUAGUGGCUGUGGAGAAAGUGAAGGAGUACAGUGACACAGAGAAAGAGGCAGAGUGGAAACACGAGCCCUCCAGUCUUCCCCCAGGCUGGCCCACUGAUGGUUGCAUAGACAUCAGAGGCUUUGGCCUACGCUACCGCCAAGAUCUGGACCUGGCCAUUCACAACAUCACCAUCAGAAUUAACGGAGGAGAGAAGGUGGGGAUUGUGGGGCGCACUGGAGCAGGAAAGUCGUCCCUAACACUGGGGCUGUUCCGGAUCAUUGAGAGAGCAGAGGGCCACAUCUUCAUUGAUGGGGUGGACAUUGCUCAACUGGGCCUCCAUGAGCUCCGCUCCAGAAUCACCAUUAUCCCACAGGACCCGGUGCUGUUUUCAGGCUCUUUGAGGAUGAACCUUGAUCCUUUUGACUGCUACUCUGAUGAGGAAAUAUGGAGGGCUCUGGAGUUCUCCCAUCUCAAGAGCUUUGUGUCUGGCCUGCCCAAUAAACUGAGCCACGAGUGUAGUGAAGGUGGAGGGAACCUCAGUGUGGGUCAGCGGCAGCUCGUGUGCCUGGCCAGAGCUCUGCUAAGGAAGACCAAGGUCCUGGUUCUAGACGAGGCCACAGCAGCUGUGGACAUGGAGACAGACAACCUGAUACAGUCCACCAUCCACUCUCAGUUUGAGGACUGCACCGUCCUGACAAUAGCACAUCGCCUUAACACCAUCAUGGACUACACCAGGGUCCUGGUGUUGGACAAAGGAGAGAUGGCAGAGUUUGACUCACCUUCUAAUCUCAUCGCUCAGAAAGGAGCCUUUUACAUAAUGGCCAAGGACGCUGGGCUGGUCUGAAGCAGGAGAUGUCACUUUGCCCAAAUGCUCCUCUGAGCCUCUCCCAGCUCGCCUGGCUCCUGGAGUGGAGGUCCUGAGUGUUGAUGAGAACAAAGGGUUUGGUUUGACCUGCUUUACCCUAUACUUCUGUUCUUAUGAUGCCUGUCCCAAACAACUUUGCUUCUUUCUGUUAGGUCAGAUCAUGGCUCUGUACACCUGUUUCUUCCUGCCCUCUUCAUCAUUUUUCAUUGCUGGUUCUGCUAUGGAAAUUCUAACAAGGCAUGCACUAUAUAUGGCUUUCAUUUUUGACACAGCAGUGUACCUGUGCGUGAGCAAGGAAGUGGACUUUUGCUUUUCUGCAGACUGUCUCAUGAACAGUUCACUUCUGGUUGUGGUAACUAGUGCAGAGUAAAAUAGGACAGCUGUCCUGCAGGUACAAAAUCAUCAGUGCCAAAUGUUUACCUCAAAUCAAAUAGAUCACUUGUUCUCGAGUCCAGAUUUGGAACCUCAGUGGUGAUCUGAGAAGGCUGGGAUGUGGGACCCUGCUUCCACAGAUUGCACAUUUAAAUGGACAUCUAGGUGCUCCUGUUGUCCUGACAAGAAGAGUAGCAAGAAUUAAGGGAGAAAUUCCUGCCUUACAGCUACUUUGUCCCCAUCCAUACUGCGUACUACUUGUGUACAAUACAUUCUAUAUAAACAUUUUUGUAGUAUGCUUUUUUUUACCAUUUGUAUGUAAGAAUUCAACAUAUUUUCCAGUUUCUUAUUCCUGGAAAAAUAUACAGACUCUGUAAAGACAAAUGGACUCAGUAAGUACAGUAGUAUGGAACUGCAGUACGCCUAAUGCUUUGACCUUGUACUUAGCAAGGCUAGCUGUUACAGGACAGCGCAUCUGGUUUGUUCAGUUGAAUGUAAGAUCAGGAGUGGCUCUUCUAAGAGCACAGCAUUUGUUGUCUCCCACUUUGAUAUUUGGACUCAAGUCAGCCUCUAGUUUAAGUCCUGGACUCGGAGUCCUAGAACGCUGAUUGGUCAGAAACAGUAGUUAGGCUGGUAACGUCACUGGCCCCAAGCACUGGUAGUCUGUAACACUGAACACCAACACAUUUAGCAAAACUAGCAAUGCACAAACUGUGAGGAUCUGGUGGCUGGUUUCCACUCUAUUAUUAUUUUACAUGCAGCAGGGAAUGUUUAUUUAUUUGUGUGUUUGUGUUCUUUCAGCAGCAGCAGCUUUACCUUGUGUUUAUUCCAGCUGCUGCAUUGGUCAGAGGCUCUAUUCAUUUAAUCAAUGCUUUGGAGAACAAGAUUCUAUUGUAUUAUUCCAAUAAGAUGGUAGUUUCACCUAAGUAAUUUAGUCUUCAAAGGAAAUUUUGACUUUCAGGGCAUAAUUUCUGUUCUUCACUCAUUCUGUCUGUUCUCAUUGGUAUGUAGCCAUGGAUGGAUACACAAGAACAAGAGUUUUAUUUUAAAAUCAAUGGACAUUAAAAACUGAAAAAAAAAUUGCAAUGUACUGUACACAUUAUAUGUGUUUUAAUUGUCUGCAGCCAGUACAUCUUGCUUCACAUGAAUGGCUGAAUGCCAACAAGUAACAAACGCCUCACUGGAGUUUGAGCAGUGAUUUGACACUUGUAUAUUUACUUUGUAUUGUAUAUUUCCUUUGUAUUGCUCUAUUUGUGUUGGUGAGUUGCUGUUAUUUUUUAUUAAAUAAAGAUUUAAUCAAUCCAGAUGCAGAUGUGCUCAGGUAACAUGGUGGCGCAGUGGUUAGUGCUGUUGCAACCUGGUGGAGUUUACAUGUGCUCCCUGUGUCUGUGUGGGUUCCCUCCAAGUACUCCCCACAGUCCUAAGACAUGCAGCUUACGUUGAUUGGUGACUAAAUAUGUUUUACAUUUACCAUCUUUCUCUCACUCAAGCAAAUCUCAGCAUAAAAAAAGUCCUCCAAAGUACAGGACAAACUUUAUUUUCCUUUUACAAACCUCCAAUAAAAAAUGAAUUGUGAUAUUUGUAGUUUUCUAACUGUAUGCUGGUGCAGCACGUAGAAUAAUGGAACACAGAAGAAUGUCAAUCCCACUGAACAGCCUGUUCAUUUUAAAGUGUGUAUAGUUUUUAUUUGGUGUUUUACCAUUGGUUAGAUACACAGUACAUGUAUAGUGCCUUGCGAAAGUAUUCGGCCCCCUUGAACUUUG
Messenger RNA from Monopterus albus (swamp eel), 6810 nucleotides. It is a transcript of the gene abcc1, whose product is annotated as ATP binding cassette subfamily C member 1 (ABCC1 blood group). Gene Ontology annotation, biological process: xenobiotic transport; glutathione transmembrane transport. The coding region runs from base 119 to 4654 and encodes 1511 amino acids. Gene Ontology annotation, molecular function: glutathione transmembrane transporter activity; ATP binding; ABC-type xenobiotic transporter activity. The record is from RefSeq and is a predicted model, not a curated record. Gene Ontology annotation, cellular component: basolateral plasma membrane. The transcript has 31 exons. Lineage: Eukaryota; Metazoa; Chordata; Actinopteri; Synbranchiformes; Synbranchidae.